GGUAUUAGCUCUCCGAAAGCAGGACUUAAGCUCAAAGGUUUUAAGAGCAAACAACCUGCUUUUCACUGUGCUAACCUGACAGCCACAGACCACCUGCAACAUGAGAGCGCUCAAUUUCUUCAUGCUGCUGGGCCUGGGCCUCUUCCUCCUCGCUGCUCACAGUGAGGCGCUGAAGUGUUACACCUGCAUGGGCUCUACAGAUGAAGACUGUAAUCGCCAGGGCUCCAAAACAUGUCCGAGCUACUCAGAUGCAUGUGCUGUUGUCCGUGGACAUGGCAGUGGCGUAAUGAAGUCGUGCUCAUACAAAUCCUUCUGCAGCCAGGCUAACAGCCAGGGCUACAGAGCUCCAGGGGUCAAAGUUCACUGCUGCUACUCUGAUGACUGCAAUGUGACAGGACACGCCACCAGAAUCAGCCCAGGCUUCAGCUUCCUCCUGGGCCUUCUGUUAUUCGUCUGGCAUCUGCUGUCAAACUAAUGCUAUAGACAAACUGACCUGGCUAUUAAAGACCAUUACCAUUGUGGAACUUGGCGGAACUCUGUAUACUCUGUGAUUGUUCACAUACAUUCCGAUAAAAUACAACACUGCAAAUGUCAGCAAGUGUACUGCCAUGGGAUUGUGCAUGCAAUGCAUAUUAGGUUAAUAAAGCACACACACACACAUACAGAACCUCUCAUACACAGAUUUUGUCACAUUUCUACUCUGCAUAAAGCAAAUGUAUUUAUUAUCGUUUCAGACUUUCUAGGAAUUCAAAAAGCUAAAAGCCUUUCUAUUCUGUAGGUCAAAUGAACCUAAAUGAAUUCUAUUAAUGUGAUAGUUCACACAAAAAUGAAACUCCUAUUGUCAUCAUUUACUCACCCUCAUGUCAUUCUUAACGCACAAAAGAAGUUAUCUAGCACAAAGUUAGCUGCUUUUUUUGUCAAUAGCUAUCCUUGGUAAAGAUCUAUUUUCAUUGUAAUGUAAGCAUAUUUUUGGGUGAAAUAUCUAUUUAAAAGCCAUUUUGUUGUAAUGAACAAAGAGUUUGGUAUAAUGAAGAAAGGGAUGUUUUAAGAUAAGCCUCAAAUAUGCUGUAAAUGAAUGUGUAGUUUAAUUUUCAUGCCUUUACAUGGAAAUGAACAUGAAGAUAACACUCUCUGGCUUGUUUGGCUUUUGUGCUUGAUUGUAAAUAAACACUGCUUUUU
Sinocyclocheilus anshuiensis is the source of this 1179-nucleotide messenger RNA. Its product is annotated as prostate stem cell antigen-like. The record is from RefSeq and is a predicted model, not a curated record. The transcript has 3 exons. Gene Ontology annotation, cellular component: plasma membrane. Bases 101 to 475 code for a protein of 124 amino acids. NCBI's taxonomy places the organism in Eukaryota, Metazoa, Chordata, Actinopteri, Cypriniformes, Cyprinidae.